AUGAACCAUCUGCACCUCUCCAACCUCCUUCAUCUCCCACAACUCGCCCAUAUCUUCACCCUCGGCCCUCACCAGACCCAUCAACCGGCGGAUGCUGCAAGCGUGACGCUGCCUCCUUGCCUAAAAUCGCUCAUUCUUUCAAGUUCUUGUCCUAAUCCCGACACCAUCUUCCCAUCAGCUGCGCCGUUCACUGGGCUAGAGGAGCUGCUGAUGAGCAACUGCAGGGAGCUGACGAGCCUUCCAUACCUCAUUGGAGACGUGUUGCCGUGCCUUCGCAAGUUGACGAUUCGCAAUUGUUCUUCUCUUGACCGACUGCCGGAAAGUUUCACGUCUCUAAGCCGUUUGGAAGCCCUCGCCGUUUCUGGUUCUGACACAUUCACCUUACCCAGCAACUUCGGCCAUCUGCCUGCCCUCAAACUGCUGGAGCUAAAGUGGUUGUCUCUCACCGAACUCCCUCCUUCCUUCAUUCACCUCACGUCUCUCGAAUCACUUUCUGUGGAGAAUUGUCAGUACUUUCGACAGCUGCCAGCAGGGUUCUGCCGCCUCACAGCUCUCAAGGCGCUCUGCUUGCCAAUCCGGGAGCUGCCAGAGGAGAUUGGAGCCCUUGCAGAAGUACCCUCGCGGCUGGAUACACUCACGGGGCUCAAGAGGCUGGAGCUGUUUGCAUGUUUGCAGCUGAGUGAACUCCCUGCUGCUCUGCCCCCCUCUCUUGAGACCCUCACUUUGGGUACAUUCAAGGAAGGCUCUUCGCCUUUCGUGGAUAUCUCCCAGCUGUCGCAGCUGAGGGUGCUGAAGCUGAAGGACGUCGGGGUGCGAUGCGGGCCUGAAGUGAGCGGCAGGUUCGCGUGUCUGCAGCAGCUGGAGCAGCUGGAGAUCCGCUUGAAACUUGACAGCAGGAAGCUCCCAGUCCCCCUGACCUUUCUCCCUCGCCUGCGCAGCUUGCUAAUAGAGGCGCGAGGAAUUUGCAGCCUUCCAGUAAACAUGGCGGCAGCGUUGCCGCAGCUGCGGCAGCUGGAUCUUCUUUCUUGGUCACCGGGGGAGCUGCCGGGAAGCAUUGUGGAGCUCACCAAGCUGACGUCACUUACGCUUGAAGCACCUCAGCUGGUGGCGCUACCUCAAGGAAUAAGCUCCCUGGUUCGGCUGCGCAAAUUGGAGCUGAUGUACUGCAAGGCAUUGCAGCACCUCCCGGAGUUUCUCACCCAGCUGCACCGGCUGACACUGCGUUGCACCCCGCUCCCCUCCGUUCCUGCAGAUUAUGAGCUGCUGGAUUGA
Closterium sp. Naga37s-1 is the source of this 1272-nucleotide messenger RNA. The record is from the annotation of a GenBank genome assembly. Lineage: Eukaryota; Viridiplantae; Streptophyta; Zygnematophyceae; Desmidiales; Closteriaceae.